This is a messenger RNA of Uranotaenia lowii, 9561 nucleotides long. Its product is annotated as mucin-2-like. The record is from RefSeq and is a predicted model, not a curated record. The transcript has 3 exons. Lineage: Eukaryota; Metazoa; Arthropoda; Insecta; Diptera; Culicidae. Bases 5039 to 8422 code for a protein of 1127 amino acids.
UUUGUCUACUUCACGGUGCUUUAUACAUCAUGGAAACAUUAUAAACAUACCCAAGAAGGUGGGUGUCGAAAAAUAGAUUAUUAGGUGAACUUUCAGCACUAGUUUUCGACAGCUAAAAAAAUAGUUGAAAUUUCAUUAAAUGUUAGCAAAAAUAUAAAAUAAGUUACCGUAAAGAUUGAUUUCAGAACCUUAUCCAUCCAUUGAUUCUUUUGAUGUUGCUUUUAGCCGAUUAAAAGGGGAGUUUUUUCGUGAUUCAAAAUCAUUCUUAUUUGGUCGAAAGCAUUGAAUUUCACAGGUGAUUUAGAAUGUUACUUUUAAAUUAUUGAUUUACUACUAUUCAACAAAUUAUUUAGAGGAAUUUUUGUAUUCAAUGUAUACUAAAGUGGGAGAGCAAAAAUAGAAAAAUUUGAAUUCAUUAAAAAUUUGUCUAAAACUAGCUCUUGUCGAAAUCUACACUGCAAAAAAUUAACAUUUAAACGGUAUGUUUUUCCACACAUACGUUUUUAAAAUUGUUCAACAUAUUAAAUUUAUUUGAAUCCAAUUGAAACCAACAUUUCGACACAUAAUUUUUAUGUGGAAUAAAUAUAUUGAGCCGGCUUUAUGAAAAUGAGCGUGCAGAAUCUGUCAAAAAACAUCGAACCUGCUGUCGAUGAAUUUUGUCUGUUUUUUCUUUCAAAAUGGCGUGGUCAAAUUUAGUUUUGGAUGGCGUGGACUCAAAACGAGGAAUGGAAAAAACUCCGAAAUCCUGCUUUUUUUUUCCUCGGAAGCAAAGGAAACUUCAUCAACCAAUUCUGAUGUGGAUGCCAGAUCGGGUGGCGGUGGUCAACGCGACAGGUGUUAAAAUAUUUUCUUACUGGAGCUCGAAGCCCGGAUGUGAUCGGAAUCAUGCACUUAAUUAGCCAAAAGGAGCACUCUAUCGGAACAACCUGGGAUGUUGCCUUGGAUGAGCAAGGAGAGCUAUUCAAACUUCACGAUAAUCUGCCGUACGGGCCCGAUGCCGCUUGCCAAUCCGGACAGUGUUUGACAGUGUUUACUUACAAUAAAAUGUGUGAAAUUAAUAAAACCAGUUGGUUCUGAAAGAUUUUAGCGUUUAAAUAUAUAGAUCAUUUUCCCCUUUAAUAAAUAAAUUGAACUAAUGUACCCCAAAAAGCUUAAUUGAUCCAAUAUGCCUGCCAUAUAGCAUUUGUAUGCCAAAUUUCAUAUCUUUUAUUUGUUAGACAUAUGCAUUACAUGUGUCGCCACGUAUAACCAUUCUAUGUUUUUGGCUAUGUGCGGGACACAUAUUUUUCAAUUGUUUAACAAAUUGCAAAAAUCUAUAUAGGCUGACACAUAGCCUCAAAGUGUCAAUUUCGUUGAGUGUAGAGUAUUUACCUUAAUGAUUUUUUAUGAAACUUGCUGAAAAAAUUGCGUUUUGAAGGUGUUUGUUGUUUUAUUUUGUUUGAUUUGCCAAAUAAAAUGAAUAAAUCUGGGCAAAAUACGGGCGUCUAUAAACGAAAUCCAGACAACCGGGCCGGGCCGGACUGUUCCCAAAUUAUGUGUUAAAUAUCCGGGCAAACCCAGAAAAAACCGGGCAAUCUGGCAACCUUAGUUUAGGGGUUAAACCGCCCUCAUAAGGGUCCAUCAAAUGCAAAUUUUCCCACUUAUUGAUAGGAAUUAAUUUCUGAAUACUAAAAUAUAAGUUUUGACUCAUUUCAGAGAUUCUGAAAUAUGUAUUUGUGUAAUCCAGAUUAGAGUUAUGAUCUUCGGUUCGAAUCAUCAUUAAAAAUUUAAAUGAAAAGCAGUGUUUGAAACCGUCGUUUAAAUUUGGUUUGACAUUUCCUUCAAAAUUUGAUGCCUGAUUUUCGAGACUCAUACGUGUUUUUUUACAUUUAGAUAAUAUUUUUCCAAAUAUGAAAAAAAAACUUGGAAAUCAUUGUGAGAUUUUUAGUUUCAUAUUCAUAAACGAAUUUGAAAUCCAAGUUCAGAUUCCAAGUUCAUGAACUUUAUUCCAAUGCAAAACUCAAACAUUACAAAGCUUCAAAAUAGCGAUAUAAGUUCAUCAUUCGAUUUUUUGUCUUUUUAUUUAGAAUUGCAAAUUGAAAUAGAAAUAACUUAUAGAAAUAAUAAAGAAUGAUCAUUGAAACCCAAAAGAUUCGAAUUAUAAUUAUGGUUUCUUGAUUGAGGGCUCUGAAACUGAUUUCAAUUCAUGGCUCAUAUUUUUAAAUUCAGAAACCGUUUUUAUGUACAUUCCAGAAAACGUAUUGAUUGAAUCUCCGAAACAGAUUGAAAAUUCAAAUUUUGAACUCAGACUCAAAAUUCAGAUUGAGAUUCAGCUCGAAACUGAGUUCCACAAUCAAAAUAAAAUAAUCAAGAUGACUAUUGCGGUAAGGAAUCGAAAUUGCAAGAAAUUGCAGGCUUUUAGUUCUGAUUUUAAGUUAGAUUUGAAAAUUUAACAAAAGUCAGUUGCACAGUUCAACUAAAAAUGAGUAGAAUUAAGCAGAAUUUAAUUUCAUUCUGCUAGUUUUUUGUUAUGAAAAACUUAUUUCGAAAAACCACCAACAGGAAUUCCUUUAAAUGAAAAGUAAUUGAUGCUAAAGAAACAUGUAUCUUCUCUUAAAGAAGUUGCAGGGAAUUUUUUAAAUCUUUAACUUGGAUCGAGUUUGCAUAAAUCGGAUUUGAGCCGCAAAAUUUUAUUCUUUUACUUUAAAUUUUGAAAAUGUGAUCUAUUUUUGAACUUUUUUUUUAUGAAAUUGAAGGCUAUCUUAAAAAAUAUAUACAGUAAAGUAAAAUCAAAUGAGAAAUAUUAAGCUGGCCAGGUUACCCGGUUUUACCCAGACCUACCCGGAUAUCAUCUGGUUGCCCGGAUUCAAAAUUUUUUUUAUAUUUUCGUUGGAUUGUCUUGGGUUUUUGUCAAAAUUUUUCGCAUAUUGCCCAGAUUUUGGUAUGCCAAUUUGAAAAUGUAGUACCCGCAUUUUGCCAUAUUUUAAAUAAAAUAAACCAGAUACAAGCGGGAGAACACUUGUCACUCUUAAGGUUAGUUCACCAGAUUUUGUCGCAAAUUUCAUGAUUUCAACAAUCGUUGAAAAUAAGUUUUCUAUUUUGUUACUAAAAGAUACUUUUAUACAAAUCAUAAUCAACUUUUGAAAGAUAUUGAGAUUUAUUUUAAGAAAUUUCUUUUCAACACGAAAAACUAUUUACGUUAAAGAACUAAGUAAAUAAUAUAUUGUAUUAAAAUUGUAUAUUUCUUUUAUUCAUAUAUUUAUUGAGCAAAAAUAUCAUAGAACAAAUAGGUAACCAAAUACCCCCCCCCCCCCACCUCCCCUCCAUGUGUCAGUUCUUCCUACGCCCCUGGCUUGUUACCUAAUUCAGGCGCAUCAAAAUUGAAAAAAAAAAUCAGGCUCUUUUUUACAGUACUUUAGAUGGAGGCAAAAUAGUUGUUGAAGCAAAUCAGUUUUGAGAAUUGAACUUUUCGACUCUGAAAACAGUAUCGAAAAGCUCAUCAGCGAGUUGCAUAUAAAUUUUUUUGCAACACUGCAAAUAAUAGUGCAGAAUCAUGUUUUUCAACCUGAAGAAUCAGAUUUUAUAAUUUCCUCCAAAAUCGAAACAGUGUCGUAAAGUAGCAUUUUUAGAAACUGCUUAGAAAACUGUUUCAAAAAGUACUUGUUUUCGACAUUGGUUUAUCGGCAUGAAAAGCAAGAAGUUUUAAAGCCAAAUUUCGUAAAACAAUCAUUUUUGUGUGGAGUUGUAAAAACUGCAUUUCGUCUCUGUUUUGAUUUAGAAGGAAAACUACAACCGUUGUUUUCAGGUACCGUAACUUGAUUUUCACAAAGGUAUUUUCGAGCAUUGCAAAAAAAAAUGUAAGCAACUCUUUGGAAAAUUUGACUUUUUCAGCACUCGACGUAACUCGUGUUGAAAAAAUCCUCUUUUACUACUGGUUUCAUAAGUAACUGUUUUGCAAUUUCGCUGUAAUAUAUCCGCUUUUCAAAACUUAUUUCGGUAGGGAAAACAAGCCUUUAUACAGGCUUAGAUAAGAAUCUAAGAAUCUUCUCAUUCGAACCAAUUUUUACACGUUUAGAUUGUGGGAAUGUUAAUUGGAUACCCCUGGCAAAAUUCGCAACACUCUCUCAUUUUUCAAUCAAUUUGAUCAAAAUUUAUAGUUUUAGAAUCCUGAAUACGUUUUAUGAUGCUUAGAAAACAUUCAAAGUCGUUGAAAACCCCGCCUGAAAUUUUCAGAUAUUUUUACUAAAAAAACAUAUCCUUCACUGAUAAAACCGUUCAAUCAAUUUGUGUUUCAUUUGUAUGGAAAAAAAACCUUCCAGUAGAAGGAAGCUUUUCUUUUCUUUUAGUACCAAUUUUUACGCUUUUAGUAGUAUUUUUUGUUUUUUUUAUCGAACACACACAUAUUGGAUCUCAGUGAAUCUCCAUGUUUCUUUGAAGUGAUCUUAUUUAUUCAGAUCUAAGGCGUACGUCUUUCAAGGUUAGAAUGGCUGUACCAUAUUACAACUGCUACAACCACCAGCCCACAGAAAGAGAACUAUGCUUGCCGUGACCGGAAUUCGAUCUCAUGACGUCUGGCUUGGAAGACUUGAACGCUUUCCUCUGGACCAUGGACGGUGGCUAAAUUUUUUUUUUUGUUUUAUAGGAUUGUUAAAAUCUCGCUUUAUUCAACCUUUUUCUGCGUAUCCGUAGGGAAGAACAUGGAGACUUGAUUCCAUUUUCUUUUUUUCAACAUAUUUUUUGUUUCGAAAACCUCGGCAAAUCUUUUUUAACAGUGUUUCUGUCUGAUAGCCGUAACUGGCUCCACAAGAGGCCAGGAAGGAGAUCCCGGAGAUAAAUAGGAAGCAUUUUAGUGGAGAGUUUUUUUUCAAUAUUUUAAAGGUUGUCAAAUUUCUAAGUGAAUACAUAAAUACAUUCCUAUUGCAUGUUUCAUAUUUUAUUUUUUCUGAUUUGAAAUCAUCAAACUAUUUAUAAUUGAAGUGUAGUGGAUAAAUCCCAUGUCUAUGGUUCGAUUAGUUCAAAAUUGAAACAAUAAUUAACAUAAAUUAAAUUGCAACUGAUUAUGAUAUGUCUUGAUACUUUCCCUAAAUUCUUUUGGCAAACUUUUUCCAGAGAACCGUCUGCAACCCUAAAUGCUCCUCCGCCACCGUCCAGGCAAAAAUCCACGCUGAAACCACAUCCGGUAAUGAACAAACUGCAAUCGCACAUGGCCGUAGCCUAUCACCAGAAGCAACCGGUGACGGCGACCUCGAACCGAUUGGAGCAUUACGUCUCCCCGAAUAACCUGUACGGAACCUACAUUCAAUUUGGCCAUGUCUCAAGUCCGCUCCAAUCGGCGAAGACCAAAUUCAUCAGCCAACUCGCCAGCCAUCCUAGCUUUGAUUCACAGCUCAAAGGUUUACUGCAUGCCGGCGCAGGUGGCAGCUAUCAGCAAACGAUGGCCCACAUCAAGAACCUUCAGAAGCUCAACUACAUGCAACAGCAGAACAAAUUGCAGCCUUACUUCAACCACAUUCCGAUCGAAGCCGAUUUUCCGAAAAAAUCUAUUCUGCCAGUAGAGAAGGACGUUUCCAAAAUUCCUGUAACCCCGACCACACCUCUGUUCCCUCACAUUCCACCAAGCGUUUUGACACCCUUCUUUCAACAAGUGCAGCAACAGCAGCAAAACAAGUACAGUUUCAGCCUGAAAACACAACAUCCAGCUCCUCCAGCUGCAUCCCAAGUGCCAACAUCCCAAUCUUUGAAAGAGAAACCUUUCAAGCCCCCGCAGUCUCAGUUCCAGUUCGAAUCGCAUCAGUCCCAUUCGACUGCCCUUCAACCUUUCAAAGAUCAUCAUGCCGCGGAUAGUUUCGGUUUCAAUGCGUACCAUAAACACCAGCAGCUUCCGAUUGAGCACAAGCCGCAUGAAGCUAUCAAAUUCAAAGAAAACAAGCAUGUGUUCAACGAAAUACAUGAUGAAUACAGUAAAAAUCUUGUCCCACCUCCAAUGAGCACUGAGCAAGCCUUCCUUCCUACAAUCGUCAAUCAUGUCGAAAGCUCCAAAGACCCAAUUGAAAUAUUGAACAAAUAUAAUAUCAACCCCCAUUCACCGUUGCAAGAUACAAACCGCUUCAACUAUGAAUCCUAUGCACGACCAAGCUCCUCACCUUUCCAUCCAACAUCCACUCCUAGUACAACUUCAGCUGCCACACCCUCUUCGACGCAACGUCCGCCUUCUACUACUCCACGUCAACCAUUCUACUCGCAUACCAUCACAUUUGGUGGCGAACACAACAACUUCAACACACCGGUACUUGUAACGCCAAUCAACGAAGAUUGGAUCGGUCGGGAUAAAUUUAUAACCACAGAGAAACCCAACGUCUUCAAACAUCUCUUCCGUCCCAUUGAAAGCGAAUAUAAACAGCACAAGCUGAUGCAUCCUAGCUACACCGGUCUCCCACCGAACAAGCGAGUUCAAUCCACAACUCCAUUGGCACCGGUUGAAUCAUCGACUGAGGAACCUCUCAUAACUCACAGUUUCUUCACAAUAGAAGAUGCCAUCUCAGAUCCAACGCUCAUACCACCCAAUAAUCGCAACAAGUACAAAUACUCAACCGAAGCCGAAGGAAACCGGGUCGAUGAACCACAGCCAGAAAUAGUUACCAUAGGACCAGCUUUCGAUAGUUCCCAGGAAUCUGGCACCACCACUGUUUAUCCUAUGUUCAAGAGCAAAGGUCGAAGGCGCCGCCCGAAGCCUCAUUCGUCAUCCACCACCGAACAAUCUGCCGAAGUCGAUUCCAACGAGAGUCCACUAGAGCGACCAAACCGAAACCGGUUCCGAUAUCGACCACGGCCAACGCUCGAAGCAGAAAAUGAAAUCAAAACUACAGAAAUUCCUACUACUCCUUUCCUCACGGAAGAUAGUUCCCUGAAGAAACUUCGCAAGAAGCCUAGCAACUUUGAUAAAACUCGGGUGACCUCCAGCAACAUCCGGAACGAAAUCUCAGAUCAGGAACGUGAACACUCGGACGUGUUUGACUUUUCCCCGGUAACCCAGGACGCAAUUGUCACAACCACUACCGUCAACAGUAUUCUAGGAGCGCUUUUCAACGAAACCAUUGGCAGUAAUAACGGACUUCGCUCUCGCUUCCGACCAAUAUCCGGAGAACGUAACAACGUUACUCCAGACACCAAAAACACUCGAACAAAAUCGAAAUUCUCCGAAGAACUGCAGGAUCUGUUCAAAUCAACAGAAGUGACUCGUGAUCCCGAAACUACUCGACCAAACUUCAAAAUGCCCAGUCUUAAACCUAGCCUCCGAUUACCGGCCACCACCUACACCUCAAGUACUUCUUCAACGUUCGCUAGUUCUACCUCGGAAGAAACCAGUGCCGAAGUGAACCGAACACGACCCGAACUUAACCGACCACGGUUCAGCAUCAAAGAGUUCCGAAACAAACUGAACCGAACAACGACUUCAACAACGCCUUCAUCCUCGUUCUCAACCGACACCGAAAGCACCACACCGUCUGCGUCCACGAAGCUUCGAUUCCCCACCCGGAAUCGGUUCCUUCUCAACACCCGACUAACGCCUCUCAACAAAACUACCGAUUCCAAUGAAAUUCUUUUCUCCAACAGCAGUAGUAGCGGCAACAGCUUACCUUCAACCACAGAAAAGUCCCUGGUAUCGGCGGUCGGUAACGAUAGCACAACCACCAGGACAUCGUUCCGACCAACGGGAACCCGCAGCUACAACCGAUUUACGGUGAAGAAGGCUACCACUGAAAAUCCCUCGGUAGGAUCGCCGGUGACGUCCAGCACAAACGGCAACUCGUUGAGUACGUUCCGAACGGCCAGCCGCGGUCGGAUACGAUUGCAGGAUACCACCACGCAGUCGUCUCUGAACCGCACUGCCAACCCGUCCACGUUGAAUUCGAGCACAUUGGCCAAUCGACGGCCACCGAAGAUCAGCCUGCGGCAACGAAUCCAAAACUACAACCGGAAAAAGGAAUCGGACAGCGGCAGCCAAAAGGACGUCGAUCCAGCUUCCAAUAGUUUGCUGAACUCAUCUGACGAGCUGAAGACUUUCGACGAUCUGGAGCCUCACAACAGUCGCUACGACGAGGGUACAAUUGAGGGAGCUGGCCCGGGUUCAUCCGGAACUAGUACCACGACCGAAGGAUAUCGGCAACCGGAAACGGCCAUUAUGAAGAUUUCACCGAAAGAUUCGCCUUCCGCGACUUUUAACGGGUACGGCGAAACUGAUUGGGAUCUGAACAGUGCCUCAUCGGAUUACAGCAAGCGGGUCGUUGAGUUGACCCUGUCGGCGAGUAAAGAUAAGGGUUUUAAAUCGGUCAAUAAGGGGCUGCUGUCCCGGAGGGUUCCUGGCUAUUUCACACUGGCAACGGAAGACCCAAUUCUUCCGAUAGAGGCCUUUUUCCCGCAGGUGAAAAAAGUUAAUGCGUGAACAGAGAGUAUGAGCAAAUUAGGGUUGGAUAGUAAAGAAUGGUAGAGGUAUGUGCGUAUUUUUUUGUAUGACGAAAUGAGUGAGGAACCAUGUGAGCGAUGAUUGCUUCUGAGAAUUGUUAUGAUGGAAUGUGCGUAUGAAUGGUCCAGAGAAUGCUAAUUUUAGACCUCGAAUGGAUUCUAUUUUCCCUGUUAAGAUGUCGUUUAGAGUAAAAAAGUGCUUCCAAGUCUGCAAUAAGACACACGACGUGACCCAGAAAGGCAUGCAACAUUAACAAAGUAGCUUGCACGAUUUCUGGACCACUCACCCGGUAGCCUACUGCGAUCGAGACACGCCAACACGGCUCAUCGUUACUGGUCCAGAGACCUCUCAUUAAGUCAAGAAGCAAAAGUAAUUGGAGUAGAAGUAGUCACAGAAAAAAAUGCGUCUGGUCGUUCAAGAAUGUUAAUUGCGGUAAUCAUAGGUUAGGAUCACGGUAGGCGAAGCAUGGCCAGCUCCGAUCGCACGCGGCAUACCAUACCCCCGGGAUCGAGAAAAAAUGGGAAGAAGGGGGAUCGUCUUUUCUAACAAGCACACAGACUUUAACGCCAGAUAAACAGGGAACCCCCGCAAGAAAACGACGUGGUAAAAGUUGUCAUUAUACACUUAUUGUUGUCAUAAAAUGAAGUAGUUGUUGGGCUACCAUUUUAUAGUCCUAUUCUUUGUUAGGGAUCUUGCUAGACGUUUUAAUGAUAUUCUAUGUAGUUUAACAAUAGUAAGUUAUUACCAGCGGACCACUACUGGGUCUGUAAAUGCUUGAAGAGAAAAAAUGAAGAAACAAGGCGUCAACAGAAAAUUAAAUCUCAAAUUAACAGUAGGUACGCAGAGAGUGUUUUUAUUUGUUAGUUAGCUCGUGAGUAAAUUAUUAUUUUUAAACGGAAUUAUAUUUGCCAAAUCUCAAUUGCGGAAUGAAAUAGAAAACGGUCUUUCUCCAAGUGACGUAUUUUAAAACACGCUUUCAAAAAUGAACAGUUAAACAACGAAAAAAGUGACGCCAGGAUUGACUAGAAAAUACUCAACUAGGAGCUAGAGCAUUCAUUUAUCAAAUGGAAUGCAGAUUUAUUUGAGAAAAAAAAUAAUAGGAUUCAUUGAAUAUAUGC